Molecule: messenger RNA, 10120 nt
Organism: Epinephelus lanceolatus (giant grouper)
Lineage: Eukaryota; Metazoa; Chordata; Actinopteri; Perciformes; Serranidae
Gene: rbm15b
Product: RNA binding motif protein 15B
Molecular function (GO): RNA binding
Source: RefSeq, a predicted model, not a curated record
UUGUCCAAGAUGGCGGCGUAGGUGCAGACCCUCCGCGGCUGACAUGUUUUCAAACGUUUUUACGCCUUUAUCCCGACAUAUAUGCAACAACCCGGGGCUCGGACUGGAAGCGUGUGUUUGUCGAAGCCGUCGUCUGCCACGUUGUUUCUGCUAACACCCCUGCAGCUCGCCCCCCAGGCCGGAUUCCCGCUGCAGGCACCGAAAAGUUUGGGCUCCAUCAUCCUUUGAAGAUGAAGAGGCAGGCCGGGAGAGAGACUAGUCCGUCCAGGGCCGUCGCUAAACGGAUACGGGAAAGGGAACGAGAGAGUGCACGUAGGGAGGAGCUGCCGCCGCCGCCGCUGGCUCUGCUGCUGGCGGAGAGCCGGGGAUACCACCGACGGAGCCGAAGCAGGGAGCGGGAGAAGCCGCGGCUGAGGGAGGAGCGAGCGGCCGCCCUGGAGCUCCACCACCGACACGAGCUCAGCCUCCUCGGUCGUCCGCCGCUACGGACCACGGCGGUGGAGCUCCCCGCCGCCAGACCGGGCACUCUGGAGUACAAAACGCUGCUCAUCAGCAACCUCGGCUCGCAGGUCACGGACGAGGACGUGGAGGACGCGCUGUUUCACGAGUUCAAAAAGUUCGGGGACGUCAGCGUGAAGCUGUCGCACACACCGGAGCUGGGCCGGAUCGCCUACGUGAAUUUUCGGCACCCGGAGGACGCCAAAGAGGCCAGACACGCCAAAUCCUCCAGGUUAGUUUUGGGUGACCGACAGCUUAAAAUUGAACCCAUGUACGUCAGGAGGCGGAGCGUCACGCCGCCAGAUGCUGGAUAUUUGCCUCUGCACGCACCGUACCCCUACAGACAGCGCUCCCUGUCCCCGCCCGGGCCCGGGGUGAGUAACAUCAGAGACAUCAGGGCGAGACAUUACGCCUUGGAGACCCUGGGUAUCAGCAGGGAGAGGGAGAGGCUCUUGGAUUAUUAUGGUAUGCUGGAUGAGAGGGGCCGGCCCUAUGGCUUCCCUCCAAUGCCAGUGGUGGAGGAUUUAAAACCUGAGGAUGAUCAGAGGGCGACCAGCAACCUUUUUAUUGGCAAUUUGGACGGUAAUGUUACAGAAGUAGAACUAAGGAGGGGGUUUGACAAGUAUGGCAUCAUAGAGGACGUUGUGAUUAAACGCCCAGCCCGUGGACAGGGUGGGGCGUAUGCUUUUGUGAAGUUUCAGAACCUGGACAUGGCCCACCAGGCCAAGGUGGCCAUGCAGGGGCGGCUUAUGGGCGGAAAUCCAAUAAAGAUUGGCUAUGGCAAAGCUAACCCCACCACACGGCUCUGGGUGGGCGGCCUUGGGCCUGGAAACUCCCUGGCUGCCCUCGCUCGGGAGUUUGACCGCUUUGGAAGUAUAAGGAAUAUCGACUAUGUUAAAGGGGACAGUUUUGCUUACAUUCAGUAUGAAAGUCUGGACGCUGCUCAAGCCGCCUGCACCCAGAUGAGGGGGUUUCCGUUAGGUGGUCCGGAGCGGCGACUGAGGGUGGACUUUGCUAAAGUUGAGGAGAGCCCCUCCCGGCCAUUUCCUCCUGGUUACCAGCCUCCUGUCGCGGUACCCUCCCACUAUGAUCUCCUCGGGGAGGCCUACAGCCGUCAUCGCAGCCUGGAGCGGGAGCUGAGGGGAGUCAGGGACCGCUCGUCGCCGCCCUCCCACAGCCUCCUCUCCCAGAGGGAGAGGGAGAGGGCCCUGCUGGAGAGAAACUACCCCACCAGCCCCACCCGUAGCCUGGAGAGGAGAAUGGGAGGAGUGGAAGCAUUUGGGAGGAGUGGGAGAGCAGCAAGGAGCCGCAGCAGGAGCAGGGAGAGGUGGCUGAAGGAGAGGGAGGAGAGGAGGAGCAGGAGGAGGAGCAGGAGUGUGUCCACUGACAGGCUGACAGAGGAGAGGGAGAGAGACAGGGAGAAGGAGAGGGGGAGGUCGAGGGUUCGAGGUCUGGGUGGGGCUGUCUCUCCUGACGCGAGCCCGGACAGAGCGCGUGUUCGAGCUCCUGACUCCACCACAGAGCCCAGAGACCACUCCCCCGAGAACGGCGGAGGAGGGCGACACUCCGCCAGCAACGAAGAAGAUCCACCAUUUGGCCGCCACCACAGCAAGAGGUCCAGCGAGCAUCUCAAAAAUCAUCACCAUCGAAACAGCGAGGUCAUCGCCGCCGUCUCCCCUGCGAUCCACACGGACACCCACACCUCCUCCUCUCCCAGCACGCUGUCAGAGUUCGCCCAGGCGUCGCUCUCCAAAUCGUGGCACGGCUUCUUUGCGCUGAAGAACAGCAGUUUCCCCACAGACCUGUACAUGCUGGAGGGGGGCUCCACGUUCUUCAACACGGUGAUGAAGGACACCCUGAAGCUGCAGAGCCAGAACCAGCCCAGCCAGCUGAAGAUCGCCCAGAGGCUCCGCAUGGACCAGACCCGACUUGACGAGGUGUCGCGGCGCAUUAAACUCGGGCGGCCUGAUGGGUUCGCCAUCCUUUUGGCUCUCCAGGGCCCCAUCGACCGCCAGGCCCCGACCCCCGAACCAGGCCUGCAGGCACGCUUGCUCCGCCACCUGGUGACCUACCUGCGGAACAAGGAGGCCGCUGGAGUCGUGAGCCUGCCUGCUGCAAAAGAGGGGGGGCCUGGGGCCAUGCUGUACGCCUUCCCACCUGGAGUGUUCUCACAACAGUACCUGCAGGCCGCCAAAAGGACUGUGGGUAAUCUGGACGAGGAGCACAUGGUUAUUGUGAUCGUCAAUGACACUAAUUGAUUUUAACACUGAAGAGAACAUACAUGUACAGACACUAAAGGCAUGCACACACACACACACACACACACACACACACACACACAGCGAGCUGAGAGGAAACUCGCCCGACGACAAAUACUUCCAUGUUGAUUUCACAACGAUGCAUUUUAUUGUUUUAUCCAGUAUCUUAAUAAUGAAACACAGCAACGUACACUACACGUCUCUCUUCUACUCUUCCUCAUUUAUUACUUCAUGUUUCCCUCACGCUGGCGAUCGACUGGUCGUGACAUUUACAGGCAGUUAAGGACGAUGUUACAUCACCGGGGGAAUUAAACGUUAAAAUGGUCUGUGAUGAAAAACACUUAAAGGAGAGGGGACGUUAAUGAAAGGCCUGCCGCACACACAGGCAGCGCUGUUGCUUUUAUACUCUAAGCUGUAACAUACGACACUAAAUCUGAGGGUUUGUUUAUAUGCUCGUUUACUUUAUUUGUGUUCCUUUUAUCAGAAGUCGUUCUGUAUAUCCAGUAUAUGUGGGACUGGGAGGUUUUAUACCAAGUGAUUGUACUGUAAACUGAGUGGGAAAGUGAUGCCAGCUGAGUCUGGCUCAGGCUACUCCAGUUUGUGUGCUCUACUGGCUUCUACUCGCAGGUUGAGACUGUUGUGACGUGGUUUUAUUUCUUUUUGUUAAAAGCACCAGCCGCCACAGCCAGUAGAGACAAAAGUGAAUUUCCUGACCCGUCCCUGUGACUGUGUAUUUUACAUAGGUAGUGUUUUAUCAAUUGAACCAUUCCAGUUUCCUUUUUGUUUUGAGAGUUGUGAGCGUGUCAGUUUGGUCUGUCGUUGCAUGCAGGAAAAGAGAAACAAAAAAAAGAAGCUAUAUCUUGUCUGUCUUUCAGAAACCUGUCGUCACUUGAGAUGUUUCAGUUUGCUGGAGAUUCGUGUUCCGCUGUCAUACUGGUGCGAGGUCUGUUCAUGUUACUAGUUCGGAUUUUAUAUUGCAUAACGGCUUUUAUUCAAUUUUAAUACAUGAAUCCAUCCAUCUAUCAUCCAUCCAUGCUCCUGUCUCUUUUCAUCUGCCGUCACUGUAGCUUCAGUCAUGUCUACCUGGUCUCAUAGUGCGAACGUCAUUUACAGGGAAUUUUGGUGUAGAAACCACAACAGUUGAUGCUUAAAGUGAUUGCACCGACUUUAAAGGGAGUGUUUGGAUUUUUUUGAAGUGGGGUUGUAUGAGGUAUUUCUCCAUAGUCAUUGUGUUAAGCUGCUGUCCCACUGCACGACAAACCUGCUAAUAUCUGGCUUUUUAAUGCAGUGGGAAAGGUUUUAAUCGGCAUUCACACCGGGGUCGAAUCACUGCAGUAGACACGUGUCGCCUCAGACUCCGAACAGCAUUAAUAGGAGGGGUCAUCCCUAUGUUUCCCGGGUUCUAUGUUCCCCACUCAACCAAAAAGGGUUCUGUGUUUCCCGCUUGGUUGAGCAGGGAACAUAGAACCUGGGAAACACAGAUACGCUCCCUAAUAGGAAUCACGUGAACGUGCUAAUUUCAGCUCCUCUACCGGUGAGCUGCAACAAAACACCGUCUGUCUCCACACAUGCUGCUCUAAAAACAUCAAUCCAAAUGGGUCUGCACCGAGUUUGAAAGAGAGACUGAAUCACAAAGAGAUAUAGAAACAAGUAACCUACUACUGUUUACCUGUUCUCCGGCCUGUCCAUGACGUUGAACGUGACACACCAAAAAAAAAACCACACACACAGAAAGGCAGACUCGUCUGCUGCAGAGCCGCUCUGGUGUGCUGGCAACAGGAAAAGAGUCUACAGCCUAUUUUUAGUUGGUUCACCUGUGUUUUGAAAAGGAUGUUGCAUUUGUAGAUGGUGGUCAGUUUGGAGAAGCAGACAGGCGUGCAGCCACAGAAGCUAAGCGAUGUACUGCUGUGGACGGGGGCAGCAGCUAAACAUACUCUAGACACUGAAAAAAAAAUCAGUAUCAGUUUAAAUGUACGCUCUGUUUAAAAUACAUUCAUCGCUCUAUCUUGGCAUCAGACAGCCUCUUUGACGAGGAGCUGACGCUGUUACAUUGCUCUCUUUAAGCCACCAGACGCCAUUGACAAAAACAUUUUUCCUCACGGGACACGGGACACGGGACAUGCUCGCCUGUCGCUGCCUCGAUAGUUUGUGUUGUGUGACUUUGGUGAAUCCAAACUAACCUAUUAAACAGCAGAGACACACAGCACACACAGAUGUCCCGUCAGGAGAGGCUAACCAGGCAAAAGGGGCCCGAUGACAUAAUGCUGACACAUUUUGCAGUGAUAGCAGUAACCUAGGCUCGCUGUUACUGGUGUUACAUGGUGUUUGGGCAUACACAGCUUACAUUAAUUGCCAAACGCCCCGGCUGUCAUAUUGCUUUUUUAAAUGAAUGCUUAGUGUGACGAUGGCUGCACUGAGUGGCAGCUCAAAAUAUUAUGAGUGAGAUUUUCUCAUCACGUGAUGAGCGUAAGGAGAGUUGACAGACAAGACGAUGGUGGAGAAGUUGGUGUCAAAGCAAAAACUAGGAGGCUUCUUUGCAGACGAAGUCAGAGGUAGACCAGUGAUCCUAAGGAGUCUGGUGGCUGUAAAGAGAGAGCAUAGACGGAUACAGCGGCUUCAGUCUCCGUCAGAAUCUCUGUCUGACAGCGAGGUAAAGUGCUGAAGUGUAGCUUACACUUAACGUGACACUGAUUUGUUUUUUAGGUGGCUGAAAUAUGUUUUGUUGCUGCGCCCGUCCACAGCAGCACCUCGCUGAGCUUCCACGGUGGUGCUGCAGCCUGCUUCUCUAAACUCUGGGCGUGUCGACUGACAUAUACUGUAGGUAAUACUCUGACUGUUUUAGUGCCUUAUACAACCCAGUUAAAAAAAAUCCCAACUGUCCCUUUAAAUUUCCCUCAAAGCUCUUUAAUUAUCUCCAGAAAUAUACAAGCAACACAUGCGUGCUGAUUUCAGUCAGACUCACCUCAGGCUAAAUCUUUUCCAACAGCUGCAGAGAUAUGUCUUCAUGUCUUCAGCAUUAAUCUCUUGCGAUUUUUGUAACUGAACCGGCGCUGACUUAAUUUUUUACCAUUAAUGUUGAGUGAAUGUUUGUGCCAAGAUGAUGUGUCAGAGGAAAAACACUUGUCCCACCCAGAUGAUGAUGAUGAAUGAAACCUUAGAGGGCAGAGAAAUAAAAAAAUGCGGAAAUAGUUCUGCACACCUAAGAUGGCAGCCGUUCACUUACUCUGUUGUCAUGGAAAUGAAGUGUUGUUAGUGUGUGACAGCUAGUUGUCACGGAAACAGGCAGCUCUUCACCUCUACAUUGUUUAUCUGUGUGUUCGUUGCUGUUUGCACCAACCAAAUGAGAAUGUAUAGCUCCUAUAGAAGACGUGUGAUACCUCAUGUAGUCUGGGUGGUGUUGGUGACGUCUCUCAUCAUCUCAGCUCUGUGCUGCACGUCGGCUACGUUUACUCCAUCUGGUGUUUUACUGACGCCAGAUCAAGAUUGGUUAGAGCCUGAAAAUGUUUCCCAUUCUGUCACGUCAUGAGGAAAUUAAACCUGAUGGUGUUCAGAUUUUAACACUGUCGUCGUUUUUACUUUGAAAAGGAGCAGUAAACACUGCGUCUGCUCAGUGAAGUGAGGACUGAAGAACUAGACGACAUGUCAGACUAAAGAUUAACAUGUUUGUUUAAUGCCCACUGUUUGUUUACAGCACAAGCAGCUUACUGUGUAAAAGUCAAGAGGACACAAAACACAUCUAGAUCUUAAAGGGAUAGUUUGAACUGGGGUUGUAUGAGGGGUGCUUACCCACAGCCAGUGUAUCACAUACAGUAGAUGUUAUUCAGCACAUCCCCAGUUUGGAGAAGCAGACUGGAGUCAACAUGGAAGCUUAUCAGUCUGCUGCUGUGGAUGGGUCAGCAACAAAACGUGUUUUAGCCACCUAGAAAAUAUAUAUCAGUUUAAGUGUACACUUCUGUGAGACAGCCUGUUCUGACAGGGAGGCAUUAAUGGCUUCAGUUUCUUAUCUACUUGUCAAAGCCACCAGACUCCAUUGACAAAAACAGUAAUUUUAGCUCACUGGACACAGGAGCCGCUGGUCGACUGCUGCCUCUAUUAGUUAGUUUGUUUGUGUUAUUGUGUGACUUUGGUGAAUGUGAACUAACCCUUUUGAAUGCCAAAGCCACACAAUAACACAAACAAAACACCUGUUAGAGGCAGCAGUGGAGCAGCAGCUCCUGUGUUCAGCAAAUGUUAAAUCACUGUUUUUCUCAAUGGAGUCUGGCUUUGUAGAAAGUGAUGUAACAGCUUCAUUUUCCAGUUGGAAAUCACUGUCUGACAAUAACGUAAGUCAAUGAACAUACUCUAAAUAUAACGUACACUUAAACUGAUAUUGAUUUUUUUUUUUUUUUUGAGGUGGGACUUUUUUUAGGUGGCUAAAACUGAUUUUGUUGCUGACCCCUUCACAGCAGUAGAUUGAUUAGCUUCCAUGUCUGACUCCAGCCUUCUUCUCCAAACUGGGGGUGCACCACCUGACAUCUACUGUAUGUGAUACACCGACUAUGAAUAAGUACCCCACACAACCCCACUUCAAAAAAUCUGAACUAUCCCUUAAAAGAACAUGUUCCUGGAGAGCAUAGAGUAAAAAACUGCAACUAACUAUUACUAAUACAGAUUCAUCUUUAAUUAUCUUUAAAUUAAUUAAUCAUCUAUAAAAUGUUAGGUAAAACUACAUUUUGCCCCCCACAGUCUGCAUGUCUGAGGUAUAAUUCAAAAUGCUUUACUUAAGACAAGAAAGGAAUUCAGAGAACAAAAAAAAAAAAAAAAGUCCCAAAUUUGAAGUAAUUUAAGUAAUAUCCAGUUGUGUGCAGGAGUCCGUGUCUCUGUUGUAAAUGGACAUCUUAAUGUGGAGCCUAGUUUUCAUUCUUUGGUUCUGUCAGGCAGACGGUAGACAGAAAGCAGCUUUUGGACGGCACAGGAAAAACAAACGAUAUAAUGUCAGGACAGUAAAACUAAACAUGCAUGACAAAUUGUUGCGAUGGUGAUGCCGACUUGUUGACAAAGAAUGGAAUAAAAUAUAUUAAAUGAAACUAUUUUGGGUUUAUUAUUUGAUGUAAUUACUCCAGUAAGUGUCCAGGAGCUACGCAACAUCCAGAUGUAAAUCAUGUCAUGGGUGGACGGCAAAGAGCUAAGAUAUUUAAACCUUUGAUACCAUUGUUGGUAUUUUCUGCCACCUUUCAUUAUUUUACUGCUCUGCUCUGAAAUGACAUCCUGUUUCCUGUCGACCGUCUGCCUGAUCCCAUGUGAACGCAGCAGAACUGCCAGUGCUGGAAAGUAACUAUUUUAAUAGUAUUUGUACUUGAGUAUUUCCAUUUACGCCUCUAUUACAUUUGUACUUCGUACUCUGCUUUUACAGAUUAUUUGACAUAGAAACGCUUGCUGGUAAAACAGUGUGAUUUUCAGUGAAAAAAGUGCCCUGGUUAUAAAGUAAUAUUCGUCUGGAAAUGAGUCGAUAAAGUUUUCCUUUCAUAUAAAAAGUGAAACAUCUGCAGCAUCUGUAGCACUUUAAUCUGUUUUCAGUAGAAUUCAUCUCCCAGCUGGCUGACAGCGUCAUUAGCAGGGUUGCAACACUAUGAAGUUUUUAUAGGCUCAGAAAAUAUUGUGGUUUCACGGUAUCCCGGUAUUAAAGAAUUGAUCGUAUUAUCAGUCAGAAUGAGCCUCAAAGGAAUGAAAGCAGAAGGGUUCAAAUCAUUUUGUGUUUGUGUAAAAAGUCUCCCCUUUGAAAAAAACUUAUAAAUAAAAGGGAGAUUCAACAUUAAGUAUAAUAUUUUUUCCAGUAUCGUAGAUAAGCAAACGUACACGGUAAAUAUCAGCUUUUAUAUCACGGUGUACCUUAAAAACCCCGUACAUCUCUGCAACCCUCGUCAUUAGACGUUGAUAUUUCGUUGAAUCGAGGUUGUUUCAUCGUGUGACCAAAAUUCAAUGUCAGGACAACAUCAUCAGUUUGAUGUAGAACACUGACGACAGAUGAUGAUGAUAUUUUGAUGGUAUUAAGUUGCGGCGUUAAUUAACUAAAAUCAAACGUCAAAUGCCAGCGUCACCAUGACGUAAUGACAUUUAGUCGUAAGCUUUGAGAGAACAAAACACAACGUCUGCAAAUCGCGACAUUGUUAAUGUGACAUAUUUAAAAUAUCAUCAACCUGAUUUUCAUUCCAACCCAAAUUUAACAUCUGUCCAACAUUUGAGUCCAACGUCUUUCUGACAUCGUAUGGUCGUCCGGUGCCAGCUGGCUAAUUUCACCAAUUAAGUGAAAAUCAAAUAUUUCCAAACCUUUAAUGCAGCAAUCUGCUUUAUUUGCUCUGGAUUGAUUGAAGACACAGACACUGCUUUGUAGAACAUUUAUAAAACAAGUUGAUUGAAAUCGGGUUGAAAUAUUCUCACUGCAAAAUCAGGUGUUAGGACUGAAUCACAAACAGAAAUGAUUUUAUAAGAGUGAGGUUUUGCAGAUUAAAAAGCCCAACACUUUAAAAAAUAGUUAAAAUCAGUUCCGCCUUGACAUCUGUGAUGAUAUUCCUAAAAUAUAUAUAUAUAACACUACAAAAGGGACCAUUCUCAUCAUGAGCACUUCUGAUAUUUUAAGUAUAAUUUGCUGCCAAUACUUUUGUACUUUUAAGUAAAAUUUUAGGGCUUUCACUUCAUUUUUACGUUGUAGCAUCCUGUUUCUGCUUCUUUCACCACCAAUCUACCAUUUUAAAUUCUAUUUUUUCCAUUUUCACCUACUGUCUUAAAAGUACCUUUGAUUUUCUUUUUUCUUUUUGUUUAAGCCACCACAACACAUGCAGCUUUUCAUUUGUGUCGCCUUGUUAUUGGUCUGAAAGUUGCUCCAUCCACAUCCAGCAGUAACGGCUUGAAUGUUUUUGAAUAAUAAAAACAAAUAUGUUCACGUGGAGAGUUUGAAACUGUGACGAUAAUCAGCCCGAAAAGCUCCUCAUUCUCCUGAAACAGAAAGAAAAAACAAAGACUUCAAAAUAAAUGUGUUCAUGUAACAUAACACGUCGCUGAAUGUUCAUCCCGGCACCAAUCGUAUAAAUGUACCAGUUUUGUACAAUAUGCUGUUAAAGAAAAUAAAAAAUACUUUUUAUAUCAAGCUCCCCCGAUGAACGACACGUCGUGAAUACACUUCCCUUUUCCUGUCUCCUCUAAACUGAUGGUGUUGCUGUGUUAUGACUGAUGAUGAUGAUGUUACACAGACCAGGCGGAGUUUAAAUCCAUGACGACAAUCGGUUUUGUACACAGACUCCCUCAUUGGUUUUGUUUUCGUGUCGACAUAGAAACAUGUAUUCUGUAUUGAAAGAAAAUGUAAUAAACAUUUUAUGCUCUUUCCAAGA